Molecule: messenger RNA, 1731 nt
Organism: Sclerotinia sclerotiorum 1980 UF-70
Lineage: Eukaryota; Fungi; Ascomycota; Leotiomycetes; Helotiales; Sclerotiniaceae
Exons: 3
Coding region: 1-1731 (576 amino acids)
Biological process (GO): cellular response to oxidative stress; response to reactive oxygen species; hydrogen peroxide catabolic process
Molecular function (GO): heme binding; peroxidase activity
Source: RefSeq, a predicted model, not a curated record
AUGAAGACACAAUCUCUAAUCAGUAUGGGCUUAUUGCCUAUACUAUCAGUAAACGCAGCAUAUACCUGGCCUUCAAAAUACGACGAAUUAGAGGAUAUUCUUUACCUACAAGCAGGAUACAGACGCUACGGAUUUAGAGACGGUGUUACACCAUGUGGCUUCUCAGCUGAUGGUAGUAAUCGAGAGACAGCUGCAGAAUGGAUCAAAACGGCUUACCAUGAUAUGGCAACGCAUGAUGUAGAAACUGGUCUUGGAGGACUUGAUGCUUCGAUAGCUUAUGAGCUUGGUCGUGCAGAGAAUCCCGGUUCGGCUUUCAAUGGUACUUUUGGAUUCACAAACAACUAUGCCUCGAUCAAAUCGUCUAACUCUGAUCUUCUCGCCAUGUCUGUCGUUGUUGCCUCCAUGGCAUGCGGAGGUCCAAUUAUUCCAUUUCGAGCUGGACGAAUUGAUGCCGUGCAGGCUGGUGUACCAGGUGUCCCUCAACCUGAUCAAGAUUUGGCCACGCACACUGCCAUUUUCGCAAAGCAGGGUUUCAACACUACCGAGAUGAUUACCAUGGUAGCAUGUGGACAUGUUCUCGGAGGAGUUCAUGGCGUCGAUUUCCCUCAGAUUACUGGUGAUAAUAACGAAACUAGUUUCCCACAUUUUAACAGCCAAUACGACAACUUUACCAACUCCAUCGUAACCGAAUACCUAGAGGAUAAAUCAAUCGACGUGCUUGUGGUUGGCAAAAACGACACCUUUAACUCCGACAAGCGUAUCUUCGGUGCUGAUAACAACAAAACCAUGACUUCUCUAGCAGAUCCUUCUAAUUUCCAAGCGCAGUGCCGCGACAUUUUUGCCCGCAUGAUCGACACCGUUCCUGCAAGCGUCACACUUUCAGAAGUCAUCACCCCCAUCGAAGUGAAGCCAACCGAGCUUUCCCUCGCCUUAGGCGCAAACAACACAUUAUCCUUCACAGGUUCUAUCCGCGUGCGUACCACCCACCGCAACGCCGACAACGUUACCGUAUCCCUCCGCUACCGUGAUCGCAACAACAACCUCUCAAACACCACCAUCUCAACCGAACGCGGACGCUGGCAACUAGGCCAAAGCUAUGGAUUCGCCAGGGAAGUCUUCACCUUCUAUGAAUUCGACACUGCUUUCGAUGUUACAUCCAGCAUCUCAUCUUUCGACGUCAUCAUCCAUACAGCUGGCGAAGCUGAUGAGAUCAACACCAACAAUGGCCUCGGAUUUCCCGUCUCAGACGCAAUUCUUUUGCAAGCACCACAAUCCUGUCAACCACAAAUAAUCGUGAAUGAAGCAGGCCAAUGGAAUCUCACCAUCACCGCCGCAGUCCGCGCCGAUCGUGUCGGGGAACCUGUAGCUUUCGACUGGGUUUACAAACGCUUCAUCCAAGGCGUAAUGAUAAACCAAUUGGAGGUACAACGUACGGUUAUGGAGAAAGCGAGUGAGGAGAUUGGUGGAUAUUAUCUUUACACGGCGACAAAGCCAAUUGAUACGGUACAGUGGUCGACAACAUUUGACUUGGUAUUGGGCGAGGGAGACAAUGUCUCCAAGCUUGAGUUCCUGUCGACUGGAAACUUGGCCUCUACCUCCUGGUUGGACGAAAAGGUACAGGAGAGGGAAGAUGCACACAAAACUAGGAGGAGUGCUGUUGGUGCAAGGGAUAUCCUGUACUCGAUAUUAUUCGAUAUAGUUGCAGCAACACAACAUGUCCUCAGAAUUUAA